Molecule: messenger RNA, 747 nt
Organism: Nelumbo nucifera (sacred lotus)
Lineage: Eukaryota; Viridiplantae; Streptophyta; Magnoliopsida; Proteales; Nelumbonaceae
Source: RefSeq, a predicted model, not a curated record
ACGUCUAUAUAUAAAGAGAGAAAGUGAAAAAGGAGGAGACAUGAUCAAGCUUUCUGCCUUUCUCCUCUCUUUUCCCCCAAAUAGCUUUCUUCAAUUCUUCUCGGCUUCUCUUGCCUCAUCCACUGAACUCCAGAAAUUGACGAUGGAAGCUGGAGACAAGCAACUGCGCCAAGCAAUGGAAUUGAAGAAGAAGCACCAUGGGUCUUUGAUUCCGGCCAUGACAAGAGGAGGAGGAAGAAUUAAGCGACGAAUCUUCGUCAAUUUAUUCCAGAAAUUAAAGCUUGUUUUCAAGCUUUUCUCACGAGUCGUCACGCCCUUCCUCUUGUCCUCUGCAAGAGCUGGUGGAUGAUGCGAUCAAUGUUUAUGAUGAUUGAUGUGAAAUGCCUCGCGAGUAAAAUUGGUUUCAUGGAGAGAGCAACCAGUGGCGUUCAUGCAUAUACCACCUUGGUUUCAACCAUUUGUGGUUAUCGGCAUCUCUCAUAUAUGAUCUGAUCUGCAAAGAUGUGGUUACUAGCAUGUUUCGUUUCGACUAUAUAUGCUUAUUGGUAUCUCUCUUUUAUGAUCUGCAAAAGAUGUAAUCAUCACCAUGUUUUGAUUCAUCUGUAUGCGGCUAUCCGCAUGUUCCUUGUAUUGUUGUGCUUUUAGUGAUUUGGCUUCGUCUGGAUUGAUGCUUUUUUUAUGCUGUAAUUUUCUAAAACCCUAGUACUUUUCCCUGAAACUAUAACUGAAGAUGGAAACUGAGAUCAA